Molecule: messenger RNA, 2551 nt
Organism: Papilio polytes (common Mormon)
Lineage: Eukaryota; Metazoa; Arthropoda; Insecta; Lepidoptera; Papilionidae
Gene: Rilpl
Product: RILP-like protein homolog
Exons: 8
Coding region: 103-1275 (390 amino acids)
Biological process (GO): cilium assembly
Cellular component (GO): cytoplasm; ciliary basal body
Molecular function (GO): protein dimerization activity
Source: RefSeq, a predicted model, not a curated record
ACAGUUCACUUUUCAGUAAUAAUGGCGCACUUGCGAAAGGUGCAUACAUUUCUGUAAAUUAAGUUUGUGUAUUCUGGUGAAGUGAAUAACAAAGUUGUUUUAAUGCCGUACCGCAGGCGUUUUUCGACCAAGAUGACGGAUUACGACGACGAUAUCACUGUCGUCGACGUUUAUGAUCUGGCAUCUGAUAUCGGGAAGGAAUGCGAAAUAAUUAUCGAGAAAUACGGCCCUGAUGCUGUAACAGCGCUCUUGCCGAAAGUUAUUAAUGCUCUUGAACUGCUAGAAAAUUUGGCGGUGCGAAACGAAAAGGAAAAUCAGGCGUUACUCGAACUUACAGCUAAGAUUUCACAGUUAGAGAAUGAUAAAAUAGAGAAGGCUGAGUACAGACAACGCUUCGAGAAGGAAAUAGAAGCUAUCGAGGAGCAAUGGCGGACGGAGUCUGCGGAUCUAGUGACCGCCGUGGCACGCCUCCAGGACGAGAACAAACGACUGAGACGGACUAUAAACGCACCUGCAGAUGGUACGAGUGCUCCUCCGUCGCCGGCACGAGAACACGACCAGGAGGUGCUGUCUCGGCUGAGCAGCACAGCAGAGAAGCAGCGCGCCACGCUGCGUCAUCAGGAGGUCCAGCUGCAAGAGAAGCAACAGCUUAUCGAGAGUUUGACGAAUCAAGUGGACAAGUUGGCGCAAGUCAGUCGGGAUCUACGAAGGAAGCAUAAGCAGCUACAAAAUCAGAUGCGCUUAGUGUGCGAGGAGCGUACCGAACUGACCGCCAUAGUUCAAUCCCAGCAGAGGGAUAUCGCCGUGCUGCAACAAACUGAUGCACAGAAAACGCAUAAGUGCACGUCUUGCGGUGCGGGUUUCCCCGAGGGUGGGGAGGAUGGCGACCAGUCUUCGCGGCCGACGUUCAGCGUCCGCGAACUCCGCGCCAUCCUUCACGAACGGAAUGAGCUCAAACUGAAGCUGAACCGGCUCGAAGAGCAGCUGCAAGCGCUGCAAGUUGAACCCCAGCCGGAUAGUACAAGUUCGGACACUUCAUCAUCAGUGAGUACGACAGUGAAUGAGGAGGAGGAGGCCCCGGUGCAGGGCCCCCUCCCCGCGGAGCCGGACGACGCGCCGUGGAAACGCAACAGUGGAAUCAGGAAGUUUUUUCGCAAGCUCUUUGCUGAGUCUGAUCUCUCCGUGGGGGCAUUCCCCCGGCCGCUGUCCGCGCGCGGCAAGGCGGCCCCGGCCCCCGGCGCCGGCCCCGCCCCCGCCCCCGCCGCCACUGCGUAGGCACUCCCUCCCCCGCGCGCACCCGCACUGCCCCCGCCCCCGCCCCCGCCGCCUCUCAGAGCUACACCGCCCCGAGCUCAAUCUACGCCUCGAACUCAGCCUCAACCUCAAUAACACCGAACUGGACAACUGGCUUGGGAAAUACGACGAGGAAUUAGAUUACAGAUUCAAUCAUGAUAUACCGCUUCAGAGAUCCAUCUCGUUGGAUGGUGGAAUAGAAAUCUUCAACUACUUGAACACUCUAGGCUCGGACUGGUCGAGUGAAUCAGAUUGGUCGUUGAAUUCGAACGACAGCGACCGUAUCCUCGAACAGUACAGGAGUUUCGAAGAUGUACCAGCUUCUCAGUACAAAAUGAUAAGCAGGCGAGCAUCUUUGGCGAUGGGGAAUGAAGGAAGGAAUUUGGCGUUGCACGUGUUGAAGAGUUACAAGGGUGUGGAGAUGGAUAAGGGUGGGAUAUCUCCGCAAGUGAAGAAAUUACAAAAGACCUUUUCAUUUAAGAGCUUUUUUGACGAAGUUAAGGAAACGGAGAAGUUUAUUGAUGGAGUUGAUAUGUUGGAAAUGAGAGGACCGUUAGUUAGGAGUGUGUCGUACGAGUCGAGGACCUCUAAGUCUGAUAGAAAUGGAUCGAUUAAUCUACGUCAGAGAAGAAUUGGAACCGUACAUAAUGUGUGGUACGAGGAGGCUCAAAAGAGCAAAACCUUACGAAAGAGAGUAUUAAUGAAGAGAUGCACAUCCCACAUUCAAUUCAAAAGUUCGGAACUAGACAAAAGUAUCGACGAUGUUCGUUCUGAGUCGGUAGAGAAUGUAGCUAACUUAAAACCUGUACCUUUCAUUCGUUUUAAAGAUAGAUAUAAAGAUAUUUAUAGAGCGGGCACUUUUAAUAUUCGAAAUUCAGAUGUUAACUUCUCAAUUCCAACUAUAGUUGUAACAGAUACGGACUCGCUAGUAAAAGACGAUAAUGUAAAUGUAAUAGACGAAAAUGAAGUUUUCUUGAACACUUCUGAUGUAGAGGACAGUUGUGAUUGUAGAAUUUGUAGAGAGGACAAUGAAGACUAUAGUAAAUCAUUUAUAAAUAGGAAACUGAAUAAGCUUUUUAUGAAGAUUGUUUCAUUGAUAGAAUUUGGUAAGAAAUUGACUUUUUGGGAUAAUAUUAACGAGGGUGAAAUGUAUACUUGUAUGAUGCAUGUGUUGAAAUUAAUGUUCGGUUUGUGGUUAAGGCAUUAUGAUCAUAAUACUCAGGUAUUAAGUACAUGAGAUGGGUAUUGUGUAAAGAUU